Molecule: messenger RNA, 867 nt
Organism: Aspergillus nidulans FGSC A4
Lineage: Eukaryota; Fungi; Ascomycota; Eurotiomycetes; Eurotiales; Aspergillaceae
Exons: 5
Coding region: 1-867 (288 amino acids)
Source: RefSeq, a predicted model, not a curated record
AUGGACGGACUGCCAUCAGAGUUUAAAUGUCUGAUUCCGAGACAACCAGAAGCCAGCCGUGUGCUCGUUCACGCAAAACGACUCAGUAUCAUCGUCCCAUGGUAUCCGAUUAGCGGCCCACGACGCGCACCAGUGCUUCGUGCCUACAGCGGCCUCCGGUCUGCGCUUCAAGCUGAGAACUUGGGAGUUCGAAGCACUCCCAAAGUCGAGGGUUGUUCAACGAACCUCAACGCCAGGAGGAACGGUUGGGUUCUCUCGCCGCUGCUGCACACCGCACAUGUUACUCUUUUCGAGUAUCCAGAGCGCAGGAACUUCAGGGAGCACCCAGAUAGAGUUCUUGAAUAUGUAAUUGUUCGUGCACCGCAAGUCGAGAGGCUUGCAUUGCAGAUCAUCGCGGGUGGCCAAGCCGGUCCGAACGAAGACUUCAACGAGACGGUGGUGUUGAGGAAAAAAGCUAUUGCCAAUCUUCGUCUCUUCCAGCAGCUGAAUAGACUCACCCUUGCUCUCUUCCCCCCGCAAGACGACGAGCUAUCCUUCUACACAGCUGCAGAGGCAAUGGUCGACUCCAUUCCUCCACUCACAUAUGUCUGCCUCCUAGGUAGCUACAAACCAACCUUCCUCACUGCUGCCCUCCACCCAAACGAACCCGAACGCCUCUCUUCAGGCCCAGCGCGCGACUUAACCGAAUUCGAGACAGCUCAACCCCCGCCUUCUACCGGCCUCGACGUGCCUAUCUGGCACGUCAGCGACACGAUGAUCAACUCCGCCAUCAACGAAGAUCUGGCCAAGACUAUCUUUACGCACAUCCGCGCCCACCAGGUUGGGGACCGGCGCUUCGCGAAGUUAAAGAUCCCAUCCCUUUUAUAG